Molecule: messenger RNA, 2845 nt
Organism: Echinops telfairi (small Madagascar hedgehog)
Lineage: Eukaryota; Metazoa; Chordata; Mammalia; Afrosoricida; Tenrecidae
Exons: 3
Biological process (GO): virion assembly
Molecular function (GO): nucleic acid binding; RNA-DNA hybrid ribonuclease activity
Source: RefSeq, a predicted model, not a curated record
AGAGAACGGAGGUCCCGAGAGAUCACUCAACUUGUGAAAGGAGGAAGCAGAACUAAAGCUAAAGGGAGAGGAUACAAGGGGAAGCGCGGAAGUUGAUUCUGGGAGACGAUGGCAGACCCAUGACCAAUCCAGGAGUCAUAGAUCGGGCGUUUCCACUCGAGCGACCCACCUGGGACUACAAUGAGGCUGAAGGUAGGGAGCGUCUCCGGGUCUACCGCCAGGCUCUGAUGGCCGGUCUCCGAGCGGCUGCAUGAAAGCCGACAAAUCUGGCUAAGGUAGGAGAUGUUCGCCAGUGACAGGAAGACAGUCCGGCAGCCUUUUUAGAAAGAAUUAUGGAAGCUUUUAGGCAAGACACGCCCAUGGACCCCACUGCAGAGGAGAGCAGGGCAGCAGUCAUGAUGGCUUUUAUAAAUCAGGCAGCCCCCGAUCUAAGGAGAAAGGUUCAGAGAAUAGACAGGUUGAGAGAGAAGACGUUGCAGGACCUGCUGGAAGUGGCUGCGAGGGUCUAUAAUCAUAGGGAGACCCCGGAAGAGAGACUAGAGAGGAUUAGACAAGAGGAUAGAAAAUUUCAGGCAGGCCAGCCAUGGAAAUGGACUAUGCAAAUAGAUGACGCCUUCCAAGCGCUAAGAACCGCCAUGUUAGAGGCCCCAGCCCUAGCACUCCCUGAUCCCACAAAAGAGUUCCAUCUGUUCAUAGACAAGGGGAUAGCCAAGGGGGUGCUCACGCAAAAGCUGGGACCUUGGAGGCGACCAGUGGCCUACUUAUCCAAGAAGUUAGACCCAGUUGCAGCAGGGUGGCCGGCAUGUUUGCGGAUAAUUGCAGCCGCUGCUCUGCUGGUCAAAGACGCUGACAAACUCACUCUGGGUCAACGUCUACAGAUCACCACCCCCCAUGCUAUAGAGGGAGCUCUUAAGCAACCGCCUGGGUGGUGGAUCACAAAUGCUAGGCUAACUCCUUACCAAGGACUUUUACUAGACGCCCCUCACAUCGAGUUCCGGACUCCUGCCAUCCUAAACCCGGCCAUGCUUCUGCCAGACCCCGAGCCAGUAACACCUGAACAUAGCUGCCCUGAAAUCCUAGCCGAGACCCAGACGGACCAGAAGGACCUGCAAGACCGCCCUCUUGCGAACAGCAAACUGACCUGGUUCACAGAUGGGAGCAGCUUCGUCCUGGGCGGACACAGGUACGCGGAGGCAGCCAUAGUAGAUGCACAAGGCAAGUUGGUCUGGGCCACCCGCCUUCCACAGGGAACAUCUGCCCGGAAGGCUGAACUAAUUGCAUUAACAGAAGCCCUUCGCCGGGCCCAGUAAAAGAGGCUAACGGUGUACUCCGACAGCCAAUAUGCAUACGGGACUGUGCAUUUUCAGGAAGCUCUUUAUAAAGAAAGGGGCUUCCUCAUGGCAGAGGGCAAGGAAAUAAAGCACAAGCCUAAAAUACUUCAGUUGUUAGAAGCCACCCUACUACCAGAGGCGGUAGCGGGAGUGCAUACCCCAGGGCACCAAAAGGGAAACUCCCUGGAAGCUCGGGGCAACCGGGCUGCGGACGCUGAGGCAAGGCAGGCUGCGGAGGGACCUCCUCCAACAGGUGUCCUGCACUUGAGCCUGCCGCCUCCCGGGUUGAGGAAAAUACGCCCCCAACCGGACUAUUCAGACACAGACUUAAGCUGGGCUAGAGAAAACUACAGGCGGUGCAGGACGGAGAUGGCUGGUUCAGAGAUAAGGAGUGCCACCUGGUGGUUCCCGAGGCCUUGGGGAGCCACCUUGGAACACUUGCAUCGGACAACACAUGUCAGUGAAAGAACAAUGUUACAACUGUUGAACACUGCACAACUCAAGUUCAGAUCACAAGGAAAAGCAGCGGAGAACAUUGCUGAGAGCUGCCAUGCCUGCCAGGUUAUGAAGCCGGGGAAAACCAGAGGGACCCAUGCAGGUUGGCGAAGUAGCAACCUGGAUUCAUCACUCCCACGUGCGAUCUGCUAGCAGAGGCGAGCAGGAACAGCAGAGGGGCCAGUGGAAAGUCUCGUCGGAUCCAGGAAACCCGCUGAAAACCAGGCUGACUCGCGUGACAGCUGGACCAACACCAAGCCUAUGAUGGGAGCGCUCGAAGUAAAAAUGCUUGUGGUGACUUUCAUAUUCCAAACCCCUAAAGGAAAAAUAAUAGCUGCCCCCUACAACUGUUUGGGUGAGGAGGCCCCUAGGGUCUGCGCGUGGGACCGAAAAGGGCAAGGACUUAGUCUCAGGUGGUCACCGGGAACGGCACCUGCAUCGGGAAAGUGCCUCCAAGCCAUACCCAGCUCUGCGCUAAGGUUCAUCCCUCCGUAAGCCAGAGCAAUAAAGGGAAAUGGAUAAUCCCGGCACUCAGCGGGUGGUGGGUAAGCUCUGUAACGGGCCUAACUCCCUGCGUCAGCCUGACAGUUUUUAAUGAAGCAGUAGAAUCCUGCAUUAUGGUGUUAGUGUUUCCAAAAGUUAUCUACCACCAAGAAAAUGUUAUGUAUAAUGCAUGGAUGGGAAGUACCGGGUUAGGGAGAGAAAAAGGGAACCCUUUACAGCAGUAACCUCAGCAACCCUUUUUAGUCUAGGUGCAAUAGGAGCGGGCACGGGCAUUUCAUCCUUAGCAAUACAGCACAGCGGACUCAACACUCUGAGGGCAGCUGUAGAUGAAGACACAGCCAGGAUUGAGGACUUUAUUUCCCACCUAGAAAAGUCCCUAACCUCCUUAUCUGAGGCGGUGCUACAGAACAGGAGAGGACCGGACCUUCAACAGGGAGGGCUGUGUGUGGCCCUAGGAGAAGAAUGCUGCUUUUACACCGACCACACGGGAGUAGUUAGAGAGUCCAUGGCCUAAG